Tauraco erythrolophus (red-crested turaco) is the source of this 641-nucleotide messenger RNA. The record is from RefSeq and is a predicted model, not a curated record. Lineage: Eukaryota; Metazoa; Chordata; Aves; Musophagiformes; Musophagidae.
AGUACCUGGAGGAAUUCGCCGGGGACGGCCGGGAGUGCGUGAACUGCGGGGCCAUGUCCACGCCGCUCUGGAGGAAGGACGGCACCGGGCACUACCUGCGCAACGCCUGCGGGCUCUACCACAACAUGUCUUCAUCUAGACGUGCUGGCCUAUGUUGCACUAACUGCCACACAACCAAUACCACCCUCUGGAGAAGGAACGCCGAAGGGGAGCCCGUCUGCAACGCCUGCGGCUUGUACAUGAAGCUCCAUGGGGUACCACGACCUCUGGCCAUGAAAAAGGAAAGCAUCCAGACGAGGAAAAGGAAGCCUAAAAACAUUACCAAAGGCAAAACCUCAACAGGGUCUACGACUUCGGCCACCAACUCCCCUUCUUCCAUUACGAACUCAGACAGCACGGUCACUUUAAAGUCAGAGCCCAGCGCGACCUCGCAGUAUCCCGGACAAACCAUCGUGUCGGUGUCCCAGGCGCAGAGCCAGUCGGACGAGGCGCUGGCCGGCGGCCACGGCGAGUUCAAAUUUGAGCCCGAGGACUACAGCUUCUCCCCCAGCACCAUGGCCUCGCAGCCCGGGCUGAGCGUGCCGCUCCGGCAGGACUCCUGGUGUGCCCUGGCACUCGCCUAGAAACCCCCAAGCUCCAGC